Acipenser ruthenus (sterlet) is the source of this 2847-nucleotide messenger RNA. Its product is annotated as stathmin-3-like. Gene Ontology annotation, cellular component: cytoplasm; neuron projection. The coding region runs from base 178 to 780 and encodes 200 amino acids. The record is from RefSeq and is a predicted model, not a curated record. Gene Ontology annotation, molecular function: tubulin binding. Lineage: Eukaryota; Metazoa; Chordata; Actinopteri; Acipenseriformes; Acipenseridae. The transcript is spliced from 6 exons. Gene Ontology annotation, biological process: microtubule depolymerization; regulation of microtubule polymerization or depolymerization; neuron projection development.
CCUUCUUCUUGAGCUGGUUACAGCCCUCCUGAGCUGACCGUGUGUGCCUCAUUGUUCAUAAGGCAGCAUUGCAGCACUUGCACAGAGACAGACCCACCCCAGCUCUCUUGACUGCCUCACAUUCUCUUUUCUCUUCCAUCCGGUGACAUCCUCCAGAUCUCUCCACCACCAGCUACCAUGGCUAGCACUAUGUCAGUUCACGCUCAGCCUCAGAUGUCUGGAAAGGAUAUGAACUCCAACAGAAUUGUGGAAGCUUACAAGGAGAAAAUUAAGGAGAUGUCCAUGCUGUCUCUGAUCUGCUCCUGUUUCUACACCCAGCCACAUCCCAACAGCAUCUACAAAUAUGGGGAUAUGGAAGUCAAGCCAAUUAACAAGAGGGCAUCUGGGCAGUCCUACGAGGUGAUACUGAAGGCCCCAGCUGACCUGUCUCCAGACCGCCCCCAGUCCCUCUCCUCCCCCCCUAAGAAGAAGGACAUGUCCCUGGAUGAUCUGCAGAAGAGGCUGGAGGCUGCAGAGGAAAGGAGGAAGUCCCAGGAAGCUCAGGUUCUGAAGCAGCUGGCUGAGAAGCGUGAGCAUGAGCGAGAGGUUCUGCACAAGGCCCUGGAGGAGAACAACAACUUCAGCAGAAUGGCCGAGGAGAAACUCAACUACAAGAUGGAGGUCAACAAGGAGAACCGGGAGGCCCACCUAAAUGCCCUCAAGCAGCGACUCCGUGAAAAGGAAAUGCAUGCAGCUGAGGUCCGCCGAAACAAGGAACUGCAAGCCGACUUCUCCGGUUGAAGACAUUUUCUACAACUUUAUCAAGAAAUUCCACAUCUCAAGAGUUUUGGCUAGGAAAAAAAACUGCAACUUUUUUUAAUAUUUCUGUAUCCAAGCUCCUGCAUUGUUCUUCAUCUACAAUAUUAUUCUUUGUGCAAUAGGAAACAAUUUACGAUUACAAUAUUACUGCUAGUCUAUCCACAACUUAUUGCUCUGUAUUCUGCUCAUGAACAUUUUCCUAAACUAAUGUUGAUUUAUUAGUUCAACCUUUAGGUUUUUACUAUCAAGGAGGUGGUUUUGAAAUGCACAUUACAAAUAUUGCUUCGAAAAAAAUUUCAGUCAGGGUGAAUGAAAUGCAAAACCAAGGUUUAAAUUCAAUCUGUUUUCUAUUUUAUUGGAUUGGGUUAAGGAAGACAGAAAGUAUACUUUUGUGGUUUAUGCCUCACUUUAAAAUCAAUCAAGACAUUAAAUGUCCCAUAUCCCACAUUAUACACCAGUAUGGUCACACUAUAUGAUGGUUUCAAAUUUUAGCCAAUUUAAAUUCUGCACUUGCGUAAGAAAUAUUAGCAUCUGUACUUAACCUGACAAGCAAAUUGAAGCACAAUAAAAUAUUACUCUUUAUGCAUCUCACAGUAAUCCGAAAUCUAAAGGUUGAAUUUCAUGAUUAUUAAAAAGACUGCCAUCGAUGUCACUGUGUAUUAUAAUUGUGUGUUCCAAAUAUUUACUGAUCUUAUGUAUGUGUGCAAGAAUUGCUUGAGCCAAAUUAUUUUGUCUUCUUACUGCAGUAGUGGUAGUACGACAUAGAAGAAACAAAAUCUGCAAGAUAUUACGCUGUACACGAGUGUUUGCUUGACGUGGAAUUCUGACUUGAAGCUUGUUCUUUUCUGUAAAUAUCUUUUGUUAUUAAUAUCAGGAUUGCAUUUUACAAGAUAGUGCUUAACCUAGUCAUCCAUUAUAUUGCAUAUCACCGCUGCACCACCAGUCAUGUUUUUAGUCCUGCAGUUUGUAUAUAUCUCACCUGUCAGAAAUGUUACCACGAUAAGGCUGAUUAUGGUGCUAUGGAGUUCUGCAGUUCCUCUAUCAACCAGGAGGGGGGGGGGGGGGGGGGUAUUAACACCAGUAGGCUGCAGCUCGCUCACCACAAACUUAUUCAAUUAGUCAAAAGGGCCAUCCCAAUUCUUUGAAUGCAAUCUGAAUUUGUGCAUAUACAGUACCUACUUGACGAGGGUUAACACCAGUAUUACUUACAUUUCAGUGGGUUAAAUAACAACCGAAAUUUAGAAAAUAUACAGUAUUUUGACUUGGGAAUUUGAGUUAACACAAAUAGACAAAUUAUUCAGCUUUUACACUGAAGGUGGAAAGGAAUUUGUGUUUGUCUACAUGAUUUUGUUUAAUAGUUUUUCCUUAGAAUUUGUGUUUAGUGUUUAAAGAUAUGCCUAUGGUAUUUGAAUAAUUUUUGAGACGCUGAGAAUAAUUUUAAGGAAGGCAAAACAGUUCAUGGUCAUUUAAAGAAACAUGUAGCAAAGUGACCUGUCUUACGUUAGUUAUCUGUAGAAUGUUUUUAUUCUUAAAAGGACAUUAAUGUAUUUAAACUAGUUUUUUGUGUUAGUUAAUAUGCUCCCUGAAUACUUUAAAAUAAUAAUAAUAAAUGCUAAAUACCACACAAAAACAUCUAGGUAUUAGCUAAGAAGUGCCAGUUUUCAUAAAAACCGUAGUAACUUGUCUGUUGGUGGCCAGUUAUGUUUAUAACCUUGCCUCCUCUACACUAUUCCUUGUGCUGUAUCUUCUCUGUUUGCCGAAGUCUGUGGAAGGCCCUGUUUGACACAGCUUUGGAUAAUUCCCUGCUGAUGUAACCUAAACUCCUUAAAAAUUCUGAUCAUAUCUUUGCCACAUUACAUUUUGUAGAUGAUUAAAAUGUGCCAUCUUCCAUAGUCCAUGAUGAUAACAGUCAAAGACAAGGACACACUUACAGCUCUACUUGUAUAACAUAUGUUAGGAUCUCUCACCUGCAGUUCAGUGUCAACUUGGGUUUGUUAUUGUGAACAGAAGUGAUAAUGAAUAAUAAUAAAGUUGGUAAUACACCAUGAA